Messenger RNA from Neltuma alba, 1924 nucleotides. Its product is annotated as probable protein phosphatase 2C 15. The transcript is spliced from 10 exons. The record is from RefSeq and is a predicted model, not a curated record. Gene Ontology annotation, biological process: protein dephosphorylation. Gene Ontology annotation, molecular function: protein serine/threonine phosphatase activity. NCBI's taxonomy places the organism in Eukaryota, Viridiplantae, Streptophyta, Magnoliopsida, Fabales, Fabaceae. Bases 486 to 1772 code for a protein of 428 amino acids.
UGCCGUUUGUUAGUUCUUACGUAAAUUUUCUGUGAUGGAAGAAAAUUGUGUUGACUUUUUCCUCCGGCAAAAGGAAUCAGAGAAAAAAAGGUUUGUGAUCCCAACUUUUAUCAGAAACUGAAUGUGCGAUCUUUUCUAGGGACGGUAGGCUUCAUAGUCAGCAAAGCCACUUUGUCUCUCCUCUUUCCCUCAAAUGUAUGGAGGCUAGCUUGACACCAAGCUCCCAUGGCAUGUGCUUUGUGUUAUCCUUUCUGGUUGGAAAAUAGAAUACAUAAUUUAAGAGCAUCUCUGUACAGGUGCUUGGCGAGGAAAAUUUGUUCAGAAGCUGACCUGGUCAGAUCUGCAUCUUGUUUUGCGGGGCACGCAGACAGACAUUCUCACGGUGUGCUGUAGUGUCCUCCUUUGGAGUUCAAAUAUGCUUGUGAGAAAGAGAGCUUACUAAAUUUGAGAUCUCGGUCCGAGAAAAAGGUUUUGGUGGCCAAGAUAUGGCGUCUGGUGGAGGGAGGCGUCAUCAUCGUAAUCUUGUGCCUCUUGCUGCAUUGAUAAGCAGGGAGAUGAAGAGUGAGAAGAUGGAGAAGCCCACAGUGAGAUAUGGACAUGCUGCACAGUCUAAGAAAGGGGAAGAUUACUUUUUAAUAAAGACUGAUUGUCAGCGAAUACCUGGAAGUUCUUCAUCACCAUUUUCUGUAUAUGCGAUCUUUGAUGGUCACAAUGGAAAUGCUGCAGCAAUUUUUAGCAGAGAAAAUUUGUUAAAUCACAUUUUGAGUGCCCUUCCUCAACGUAUUGGAAGAGAGGAGUGGCUUCAGGCAUUACCUAGGGCAUUGGUUGCUGGGUUUGUGAAGACUGACAAGGAGUUUCAGAGCAGAGGAGAAACUUCUGGCACUACAGCAACAUUUGUGAUAGUUGAUAGAUGGACUGUGACGGUAGCAUCUGUUGGAGAUUCCCGUUGCAUACUAGACGCCCAAGGUGGCCCUAUUACUAACUUAACUGUUGAUCACAGACUUGAAGAGAAUAUUGAAGAGAGAGAACGUAUUACUGCAAGUGGAGGUGAAGUUGGAAGGCUUAGUAUUUGCGGUGGUGCUGAGAUUGGUCCUCUUCGUUGCUGGCCAGGGGGUCUGUGCCUUUCUCGGUCAAUUGGAGAUGUGGAUGUAGGGGAGUUUAUAGUUCCAAUACCGUAUGUCAAACAAGUGAAGCUGUCAAAUGCUGGUGGGAGGCUUAUAAUUGCUUCUGAUGGCAUCUGGGAUGCUCUAUCCUCAGAAAUGGCUGCAAAAUCUUGUCGGGGUUUGCCUGCUGAACUUGCUGCUAGGCAGGUUGUGAAGGAAGCAUUAAGGACAAGAGGUUUAAGGGACGAUACAACUUGCAUAGUAGUUGACAUAAUUCCUCCUGAUACUGGAGUGCCACCGCCUCCUCCCCCCAAAAAGCAGAGUAAAUUGAGAGCUUUACUGUUCAGGAAGAAAUCCAGUGAUUCUGCUAGUAAGCUGUCAAAGAGGCUUGCAGCUGUUAAUAUAGUAGAGGAAUUGUUUGAAGAAGGAUCAGCAAUGCUCGCUGAAAGAUUAGGGAACGAAGGGAAUUCAGGGGAAUCAACCUCUGGGAUUUUUGUGUGCGCAGUGUGCCAGAAAGAUAUUGCUUCAAGUGAAGGCAUAUCUGUUCAUGCUGGCUCCAUUUUCUCUACCACCACUAAGCCUUGGCAAGGCCCCUUUCUUUGCGCUGAUUGUCGCAUCAAGAAGGACGCCAUGGAAGGCAAGCGUCCUAGCGGAAUUAGAGUCUCGUAGCUUUUCUUUACCUAUUCACUCUCAUUUCCCCCCGUUUUUCUUGUAGUUAUGAUUUUUAUAGGUCAAAUAAUUGCUUAGAUCCCACUAUUAAGUAGUGACGGAUGUAUAUGUAUGAACUUAGAAUCGGGAAUAUGGGUCAGCCCCUCCUACAA